Molecule: messenger RNA, 2641 nt
Organism: Chaetomium strumarium
Lineage: Eukaryota; Fungi; Ascomycota; Sordariomycetes; Sordariales; Chaetomiaceae
Exons: 5
Coding region: 361-2355 (664 amino acids)
Source: RefSeq, a predicted model, not a curated record
CUUAGCCCCAGCUUGAGCCUGGGUCCCUGGAAGCCUCGCGCUAGUCAAGCUUCUAAUUUGCCAGUUCCCGUUCCCGCACCUUAUCGGCUUCAACCUCCAGGGCCCACUACGGUAGACUCCGUGUCUCACUGUCACCAGCCCCAGGCCCCUAGCCCAACCAACCAGGGUGCACCUGGGCCGUAACGGGCAGGAUAUAUUGCGAAGCUCCCUCUGUGUGUUUGUUCCGGUCAAGGUCGCUUGACCGUGUCCCAUCUUCUAGACACUGCUACUCCACUUCGACAUCAACACCUCCUGCAGCCACCCACUUCGAUCUGGUCCACAUCACCCCCUAUCUUGCCGAAGUCAGUAUAUACAGGCACCAUGGUCACUGUCCACGGCAACGUCAGCUACUGCCCUUCCUGCUCGCGCCAGUGGGAGGCAGGCAGGAGUGUUCUGGACCAGGUCAUGGAGGACGCCAACUUCUCGGAAGCGAGAAGUUCUCCGCCGAUGACUGUUGCCAGGGCACUGCGCCAGCACUGCAAUAUCCCCUACGAGAGCUUUCUUCUUGCCGUUCACCUGGGCAAGGGCGGUUUCGUCUAUUUCUCCGGGCCGAACUCCAUCCCGGAAGAAGACAUCCGCAAGAUCUUCAACAGGGAAAAGUUCUUGAAAUAUCAGAACUCGACCUCUUCACGGGUGAACCUGUCGCGAACGUACGAUCAGGACCGCUACUACCAGGGCGCGACCGGCGGCGGCCACUCUGCCAUGGGCGGCUUGCGCGUCGAUGAGCAAUGGGCGCGGCCACCGAGACGCAAUAAAAGGCCGAGGGCGGGCAUGAUACCGCGCGACCUGGAAGAUGUGCCGCCGGUCAUCGCGCCCUCCAAGAUCCCCAUCCAGAUCGGCGACGAGAACGCUGUAUGGAAGUUCUACGAACACCGCUUCAAGUGCAUCCAGCAGACCGCGUGCAAGAUCAUGGCCAAGCCCAUCAUCAAGUUGAUUUCGCCGAAGAAGCAGGCCAACAACCCGUACACCGGCGGCGACCUCACCGCGCCGGCGUGGUGGCCCAAGCCCUGGGGCCCCGGCGAGAAGGACAAGGUCCGCCAUGUCGAGCCGGACCAUCAGUGGAAGAAAGAGCGGGUUAUUCUUCUGACCCACAUCGUAAAGAUGAUAGUCGAUCCGGAGAAGCAGCCUCCGGAGAUCCAGCGGCUGGGCGUGACCGUGGCGAAAAUCGAGGCCGUUACCAUGGAGGCGCUCGCGCCCUUCUUCGACGACGGCAGCAAGCCCAGAAAUGCGAACAAGCGGUCCAUUUUGAAGGAGCUCUUCAGGGUCGCCAGGGCGGAAGAGCGGUAUAGGAGAAAAGAGAUAGAUGGCACCAGCUUCAUUAACGUCACGGCCGACGAUAUGGUCAUGAACUACUGCUUCGACGAGGACGACGAAGAAGAGGACGAAGAGGAAGAGGCCAGCGACGUGAAGGAAGAGUACAAGUCCGCCAACCUGACCAGCACUUCCGCCGUCUCCCCUAGCAGGACAAUGGGCAUGGCGCCGGCCAUGCUGCCAGCGCUACCGCCCGCCACAACCAGCAGCAUGAUGGCAGCCCCGGUACAGGCAACGCCGUUCGUCAACAGCCUCCCUCCGCGCAACCAUCAGUUCGGCGCGCCGAUGCUGCCCUCCGAUCUCCCCCCGCCGGAUCAGUACCACUACCCCGAAAGCGGCAGUCUCGUCGCCAUGGGCGGCCAACCCCAUCUGCAGGUCCACCACCCAACAGCGGCGGACGUAGAGAUGCACGACGUGCUGGCCAGCCCGCACCAACAGCAGCAGCACCACCACCCCCAGACCCUGCACUCCAACACCAACCGCCGACCGUCCCUCUUCACGCCCACCACCGAGUUCGGCAGUGCCUCAACCUCGGCCAUGUACCCCAACCCCUGGGGGAUGCAGUCGCCGUCGCAUCAACAAAGCACGCCCAGCACCACAGCGACCGCUUCGCCCGAUGCGCAGCCGCUCUAUGCCUACCCGACAGCCCACCAUCACCACCAUCACCACCAACACCACCAACACCAUCAACACCACCACCCAGAGCAAGUCGGCCAACAAGCUCCUCCUCCUCCUCCACCCCUACCCCAGCCCCUGCCGCCGCCUAUGUCGAUGCAGCAGCAUCCGCCACAGCAACAGCAACAGCAACAGACCGGGAGCCCGUACGGGGGGCAUUACCAUUCAGCGUUUGACACGCUCUCUCAGCAGCAGCAGCAUCAAAAUUAUCAGCAAGAGCAGCACCAGCUCACGACGCCCUUUCGGGGUGGAACCAUCCACCUGUCCUACCACCCUCCCUAUCAAGGAACCUCUGCGAGGGGCCAGGGACUACACGGGCAGGGGCUCUGAUUGUGUGCUUGAAGGGACAGUACCUACACACCCGGUUUCAUGUGUCAGGAUCAUAGUUCAGGGUUAGGUAUUACCUGGGCGGGCAUCAAUGUCAUCAAUGUGGUGGAUGAAAAGGGGGGGUGGUCUAGAUUGCUUUGAUUUGGUUUGGUUUGGUAUGGGUUUGGUCGGUUCAGUUCCCUCAACAAAUUAUUCAGAUUUCUUCCCCCCCCCCUCUCUCUCUCACUCUCGCAUAGCAACCGCAACCCCCCUUCGUUCUCCUUACACUGCGCGUUCCCUCUCUAUCGUU